Geodia barretti is the source of this 1555-nucleotide messenger RNA. The record is from the annotation of a GenBank genome assembly. Lineage: Eukaryota; Metazoa; Porifera; Demospongiae; Tetractinellida; Geodiidae.
GAGAAGAUAGUUCUGCGAAUUCUCCAGGAGUGGCUGGAGGGGAGGGGGGUGGAGCCAGUGACGUGGGAGACACUCAUCAAGACACUCAGAGACUGCGACCUCUCAGCUCUGGCUGACGAGGUUCACCAGAAACUGCCGUCAUCUCACUCCUGAUCUCGUGUACACCUCACCCUUGACCUCUCUCUCUCUCUCUCUUUGACAAUGUUUGUAGCUUCACUGCAUUUCAUUUGCAGCUAGCAUUGAGCGCCAAAUAGCCUUCGCGUUUUUUUGCCAUUUCACGAGAAUGCCUACGAGUUUUUUGUGCACGUUUAUCGAUUACGUCAAGGAGCCCGUGAGUGUUUUGCCGUUGGAAGCAGCCUACAAGUUUUCCCCCCCAUUUCUCAGGUACAUUACAACUUUAUUUCAUUUCGUGAGUAUGGCAAAGUCUACAAGUUUUUUUGCCCAUUUCACAGGUUCAUGUGCUAAGCAGCCAACCAGUUGUUUUGUGUACAUCAAGCCUAAGUGUAUUUCCCCAUUACAUUGGUAGGCAAGCAGCCCACGAGUUUUUUUUGCCAUUAAUUUUAUGAAGAAGGCAACCAGUCUACAUGUUUCCCCCCAUUUCAUGGGUACACUAAGAUGCCAGCGAGUUUUUUUGCCCAUUUUCACGAGUACGGCAAGCAUCAUGCAAGGUUUUUUGUAAUAAUUAUUGCACAAAUACAGGAAGAAUCCUACAAGUUUUUUUUGCGUUCUUUACGAGUACAGUUUGUCCCUGUAAUUCCAGGUUAUCCCCACGGUCACCCUGACUGCGCCAACUACGAUGAGGAUAUUCAACAUCUGAAGGAGAAGGUGGACGCGGGCGCAGAUUUCAUCAUCACGCAGCUGUUCUUCGAGGCCUCAACUUUCAUCAAGUUCUACCAUGACUGCAGGAGGAUUGGGAUUACUGUUCCCAUCAUGCCAGGAAUACUGCCCAUUCAGGGCUACAGGAGUCUGCACAAUCUGACAAAGCUAUCGAAACUGGAGGUUCCUCGAAACAUCAUGGACGCCAUCUUACCCAUCAAAGAUGACGACGCCGCGAUCCAAAAGUUUGGCAUCAGUUUUGCCGUCAACAUGUGCAAAGAGCUACUCAACUCUGGACUGGUGAAUGGUCUACAUUUCUAUACUCUGAAUCGAGAGGUCGCCACUAUUUCAAUCCUUACUGAACUAGGUAUGUGGUGUGAUGACCCGCUGUCACUGAAGACGUUGCCAUGGAAAGCUCCAGCCAGUCACAAGAGGUGUACCGAAGACGUCAGACCAAUCUUCUGGGCCCAGAGACCCAAGAGCUACAUACACAGGUAUUGUAUAUAUAGACUAUAGCUGGAGAGUGCAGUGAAAGAUAUAGGGUGGCCUAAAUUGUUUGUACUUUUAGCAAGCAAGUGGGGGGAAGGACAGACCAACUAACCAUCCUGAAUACCUUGACUAUAGCUGGAGAGUGCAGUGAAAAUAUAGGGUGGCCUAAAUUGUUUGUACUUUUAGCAAGCAAGUGGGGGGAAGGACAGACCAACCAACCAUCCUGAAUACCUUGACUAUAGCUGGAGAG